Molecule: messenger RNA, 2306 nt
Organism: Drosophila rhopaloa
Lineage: Eukaryota; Metazoa; Arthropoda; Insecta; Diptera; Drosophilidae
Gene: gcm2
Product: transcription factor glial cells missing 2
Exons: 4
Coding region: 335-2176 (613 amino acids)
Biological process (GO): gliogenesis; regulation of transcription by RNA polymerase II
Cellular component (GO): nucleus
Molecular function (GO): DNA-binding transcription activator activity, RNA polymerase II-specific; RNA polymerase II cis-regulatory region sequence-specific DNA binding
Source: RefSeq, a predicted model, not a curated record
UGCUGCACACAAAUCGCUCGCUCAUCACAGGUUGCUUGGGGCUUAGUGAAAAGGUCGUCAUUCUCACCGCUGUCUCUCGUCGUCGGCGUCGCGUGCGCAAUCCGUACCGUACUAAGCAUAAACUAGCGACGGCUAUCCGCGAAAUACAAAAUACAAGACACAAGUGCCCAUCAUACACAAGUGUCGCCUAAUUGGAUUACAAUGCUCAAGUGUUGCCUGUUCGGAAGGGCUUUCAAGUAGCACAAAACUCAUUUAAGAGUCCGGUUAACCGUUUAUUGGAUACACCACUUAUAUCGUCAAAUAUCUGGAUUAAAGACGCUGGUUCAUUUGGAAUAUGGUUGUUAUAAAUGGCUACAACUUUAAGUCGCAGCAACUUCUCACACAGCAGCCCGAUCAUUCUCAGCACGCCCAGUUCGCCCAGUCCCAUAGUCAGGGUCCGGAUCCGGGCCACAAUCCAAGUCCUGGUCAGCAGCAGGCAGGUGGAUCCAUGACCAUGCCGGCGGCGUCGGGGGGCAAGGGAAAGCGGGAGUGGGACAUCAACGAUGCCAUUGUGCCGCAUGUUCCCGACCAGGAGUUCGACGAGUUCAACGAGUGGAGCGAUGGCCACGUCCGGCACAUUUACUCGCUGCACAACGAGGAGGCCAAGAAGCACAUCUCCGGCUGGGCCAUGCGCAACACGAACAACCACAAUGUGAACAUCCUGAAGAAGAGCUGCCUGGGCGUGCUGGUCUGCUCCCAGCACUGCACCCUGCCCAACGGAUCCAAGAUCAAUCUGCGUCCGGCCAUUUGCGACAAGGCGCGUCGGAAGCAGGAGGGCAAGGCCUGUCCCAACAAGAGUUGUCGUGGCGGCAGACUGGAGAUCAAGCCGUGUCGCGGUCACUGCGGCUAUCCGGUGACCCACUUCUGGCGGCACUCCGGCAACGCCAUCUUCUUCCAGGCCAAGGGAGUGCACGACCACCUGCGUCCGGAUCCGAAGAACUCCAGCGUUUCCAAGAGGGCCUUUGGCAGGGUGCCGCUGGGGGGAAAGUCCGCCAACGGAUCGGUGGGCAAAAAGUCGGUUAUUGCGGGUCUGGUCAAGCAGGUGAAGCAGCAACAGCACAGUCUCAUGAGCAAGGUCCUUAAGCGUCCUGCUGCCAGUAAUCCUUUGAGCCACUCCGCCUUGGAUAUAUACCAGUAUAAUGCUUGUGGCAAGUGCACCAGCUACAGCCACUGCACCUGCAGCUACCUGGAGGACACCAGCACCACGGCGAGGAGCCACCAAUUGUCGCAGUCCUCGAAUUACGGCACCAACUCCUGGCCCCUGAGUGGAUCCGAGUCCUCGGCGCCCUGCGAGACCGCCGCGAAUGUGUUCACUGUCAACCACCAGCACAUCACGUACAACUAUCCCAUCUACCAUGCAACUCCGACGGCGGCGACUGCAGCUCCCAGUAAAUCACCCAGUUUGCCGUACACCUGCAGCAUUUCGGAACUGGCCGCAUACCAGCAAUCCUCGAGUGGGAACGCCUACUCGAUGGGGGCUCCGGUCCAUGGACACACCCAGUGUCAGGCACUGGCCUACGAGUCCAGUCCGCAACUGGCCACUCCGGAGCCGGAGUUCAUCAACUACUCGCAGAUCAAGCACUUGGGUGGUGGUCAGGAGGAGAUCAGCUGCAAAGGAGAGCCGGGGGCGGGUCUGCCGCCCACCAUAAAGUACAACGCCACCGUGGAGACACAGCCGUAUGUGGAGGACAACUACGACUACUACUACAGUCCCAAGGCGGAGUACGAGAUGCAGCAGCACCACCAACACCCACAGCACCUCCAGCAGAGCCACCAGCAAUUCGGGGGAAACCAAUCGACGGGUCACCACUACUACGAAAGCGGGAGUGGUUACAAUGGUGUUAGCUACUUUGACACGGGAACCACCACAGUGCCACCGGGAAAUACCGCGACCGGAAACAGCCUGGACACCGGAUACGGAAGCUACUACGAUCAUUAUUCCAGCUACGAGCAACAAAUGGCGGUAGCUAGUGGAUUUGCCACUGCGGGAGGAUCAAGUGUCCCGACAGUUGCCCCGCCCCCAGGCCAUCCACCGCCUCCGCCUCCUCCGCCCACGCUAACGUACCACCAUCACCACCACCACCACUUGCACCACUCGGCGGCAACGACGGCGCUUGCACCAUCGGUCACCCAUUGAAUAGUACUUAACGAUUCCGGACGCCGGAGCAUUACUCAUAGUGGAUAGCCUAGCAUAGUACCAUAGUGUUAGGAUUAGUUGUGAAAUCUUAAUUUCCAUCUGUACGCGUAGUGUUACACCAUUUUCUCAU